This is a messenger RNA of Gordionus sp. m RMFG-2023, 3643 nucleotides long. Its product is annotated as squamous cell carcinoma antigen recognized by T-cells 3-like. Bases 17 to 3262 code for a protein of 1081 amino acids. Gene Ontology annotation, molecular function: RNA binding; protein binding. The transcript is spliced from 16 exons. NCBI's taxonomy places the organism in Eukaryota, Metazoa, Nematomorpha, Gordioida, Chordodea, Parachordodidae. Gene Ontology annotation, biological process: RNA processing. The record is from RefSeq and is a predicted model, not a curated record.
AGAAUAUUUUGAAGAAAUGGAAGAACAAAGCAAAACUAAUAAAAAAAUUAUAGAUAUUUUACAUGAAAUUGAUAAAAAUCCUUUUCGAUAUGAUCUAUAUUUAACUUUGAUCAAAAUUUAUAAAGAAAAUGGCGAUUUUGAAGAAUUACGAGAUGUUAGAAAAAAAAUAUCUAAUAUAUUUCCUUUGCCGCCUGAUAUAUGGCUAGAUUGGAUUAAUGAUGAGAUCCGCAUGCACGACGACGAUUCUCAGCAGAUUCCCGACCUAGUCUCUGCAAACGGAGAGAUAUCUACCGAGUUAAUGGUCGAUCCUAUUUUAACCCUAUUUGAACGUGCUGUCAAAGACCGGCUCUGCGUGGACACAUGGCUCGAAUACGCUCAAUACGCUGUGGGGCGAACUGGAACUAUAGGAGUUAGUGGUGUAAGGGCAAUACUCGAAGCUGGUCUCGCCCAAGCAGGGCUUCACGUUACCCAAGGGGCCCUAAUAUGGGACGCAUACCGCGAGUUCGAGUCUGCCUUAGCUGACGGCUAUGCUCAAGCCCUCGAAAUUGCGAUCCAACAAAUAACUCAAUUUACCCCGGCCUCAAGCCCAUCCGAGGUGGAGUCUGCCACCAGCCCCCUCUCCAUCGAAUUAUCGGCACAAGAUAAACGGGUUCUCUCGCUCUUUAAACGACAGUUGGCGGUCCCAUUGCUCGGUAUGGAGGCCACCCUAGGAGAAUUCCAAACAUGGUCUACUAAAAUGGGCCAGACUAAUCGGCUGCCUCAUCUAUUACUAACCGAGACCGAAGCCACUGUGAAAUGGGUUUUCGAGCCAGCCCAAGCCAAACUCGCCGAAAUUUUGUCCUACGAGGACGCCGUUUUUACCGCCCGCCAAGCCAUGCUUCAACUUUCCCCCGAACAUUUCAAUCACGAAGGUAACAAUAGUAUAGGGAUAGGUGAAAUGGGGGACGAGGGAUCCGUGGACGAUAAAAAAUUUAUAGACCGGACAGCUGACUUAGCAGAACGGUUAGAGCGAACCUCCCGUGACUUGCGUGAUUGUUAUCGUUCGUAUAUCCGAUAUGAGACGGAGGCUUGUUUUUCUUCCUCUACCCACUCUGGACUCAAGUUUAGAGUAAUACCCUCCCGAGUGGCUUGCUUAUACGAAAGAGCUUUAUCGGACCGCCCUGGAGAUGCAGACUUGUGGCGUGGGUACGCCCACGAUUUCUUUCUCCUCCGUUUGGACGAUCCCCGUGCCUGCCGUCGAGUGGCUCUAAGGGGGGUUCGCAACUUCUUAGCUCCUCCUUCCGUUUCCUCCCGGUCUUCAGGGGCUGGUGGCGGCGGAACGGGUACAGCAUUUGUACACUUGUGGACUUCCCUGCUCACUUGCCAUGAGCGGGAGAUCGAUAUGGAUUUGUUUAUAACCGAAGAGGUGAACUCUAUCAGGGCAUUUGGCGGAAUGAGUGGUGCGACCGUUAACGGGGUAGGAAUGAUGGAGACUGGCGUAGAGAUUUUGGACCAGGCAAAGUUCUUUUCUUGGGAUGCUUCCGACUUGAUCGAAUUUAUUACUGCUGGUCCCACUCAUUCAGCGAAUCUUUUAAACCGUUGGACUUAUCCGAAAGAAUGGCUGAGUCUUGCUCUAAAAUACGGUAUCGAAUUGCCUUCCCGAUUGAAGCCCGACUAUUGGAAUAAAAAAUUACCCACAGGAGGUCGCGUUAGGGAUUCCGCCGCUCGCGCUGCAAAGAACUCGGUUCACAUUUUUAUGUUCUAUGCAGAGUUUUGCCGAAGACGAUUGCAUCUCUUGGAAAAGAUUAACUCUUCCGAUGCUAGAAACCGCGCCCAAUCGGAAUUGAGGAAUGCUUUCGAAAUGGCUUUAAAUUACAUGCGAAACCAUUUUUCUGACGCCGUUUUUGAUUCCCAGCUUUGUGACGAUGCCAUCAUUCCUAUAUGCCACUUUUGGGCCCAGGCGGAGACCCAUAUAUUCAAGGACAUAGACCAGAGUCGUAAAGCUUGGAACCAAUUAGUCAGGAUCGCUAGUUCCUCUAGCCACAUUUGGCUGGAUUGGUACAACUGUGAAAAAUCUAAUGGAUACAUCGAGAAUGCACGAAAGAUUUUGUGGCGGGCCUUGAAUAAUCAAAGCAUUGAUAAGAUUGAAUGGAUAACCGAUGCUUUGCUCAAUCACGACAGGGUGUAUGGAACUGACUUAAAGAUCUGGCAAGAGACCGCCGCUAAAAUAACCGAAGUGAUUCAUCGAGCUGCUGAACGUAAACGGAAAUUGGCGGAAACCGAGAAGGAAACCGAUCGCGACAAACGAGACAACAAAAAAAGACGGAAAAGCCGCGGCCGAAACGAGAGGAACAAGAGGCCAGAUCGCUCUGAUACGCGCGAUAAAGGUUAUCAAAGAAAAUCCGGAAAUGACGAAAAAAAUCUUUCGGGUGAUCUUCGAAACGAAAACCAGCAGUCGCUAGAAGCCUCUAAAGAGAUGCAAGAUGAAAAAACUAGAGAUGACCCCUCGAACAGCGUUUACAAGAAGAAAGGCUCUAAGGAUAGUGAUGGUUUCACCAUACCCGGAGCGCCAUUAUCUCGUCCUUACGAAAGUCGUGCCAUCAAAAAAUCAUCUGGUCAACUUCCACAUCUUCCACAAGAUCAAAAUUUAUUGGCCUCCCAACUCACUCCUCUGACCCCGCACUACAUAAAUUUUGUGGACGAUCUCAAGACCGAAGUUCAACCCGUCAAAACACCAGAAACUUUGGCUAUCCCCUUGACCGAAAGCAAGGUCACGAUUGAUUAUUCUAAAAUUCCCGAUAGGACGCUUUUUUUGAGCAAUCUUUCGUACAAAACUACUCGGGAUCAAAUAUUCGAGCUCUUUUCCCAGUUCGGAUCCAUAGAGCACAUUCACGUAGUUUCCACCCGAAAAGGUAAAUCCAAAGGUUACGCCUACCUAGUUUACGAUACAGCCCAAUCCACUACCAAAGCCCAAACUGCGGACCGGAUUAAACUGAUGAACCGACCGGUUUUCGUGUCUAGAUAUGGAAAGAAAUUCAAGGGAUUAUCUGGUAACGUUAUCCACAUCAAAUCUUCACAACCAUUGCCAACGUUAACAGAGGAUCCAUCAUCAUCUUCUCAAUUUCACGAUUCUCCAAAGAAAAAAUUGGAUUUAGGAGUUUCUAGCGUCUUCUUGCCCAGACAAAUUAAACUACUUUCUGUUCGCGAUAUGGAAAAACCCGCAAACAACGAAUCAAAAAUGGAGAGGAUGAUUCACGAUUUUAGCGAUCGACAAAAAAGCUAAGAAAUUAAAUAUAUAGCUACCGAGUGUCAUCUAUCACUUCACUUAGAUAUUUAUAAAUUGUAGUUAAAUACCAUGUUAUUUAUCAUAAAUUUGUUAAAUAGAAGAUUUAAAAUAAAUAUUAUAUACUAUAAAAUAUUGUGUAAAAAAAUUCCUUGUUUUAAAAAAUAUAUUUUUAAUGCUUUAAAUUGCUAUUUUUAUUCGAUUGUUAAAUAAAAUUAACGCAUGAGGCCUUAUAUACGUUACUGUUAUUACUCUUUUUUGCUCUCAGUACAGUUUGACCUGUCUCACUAUAUUCAUAUUUGUUUCAAUAGGUUUAUAUUCAUACUAUAUAAAAUAUCAAAUUUAUUUACAGCUAGAUUUAUUAAUAGAAUAAUACGAUUU